AUGAGUGGUGCCGCGACGGAGCAAGGGGACAGUCUGAACAUUGCUCCAACAGUCCAAGGUGCAGCUAGAAUGGAAGGCGGCAAUGAAGCCCCAUUGUUGAACAUGAGAGACCCUAUAGUUCACGAAUUCUUCAUUCUUACGUCGCUCACCUACGCUAGACUGCUGUGUCCUUCUGCUAGAAGGCUUAUUGAGUUUCUGCUAUUAGUGAAGGCGCUCUGCUUCCUGUUCAUCCUUUUGUACCUACAUUUCCUCGCUCGUCAACCGACCAGCUGUUUGGAGGAGGUGAGGCAGAUUUGGCCCAGGCACGGCAUUCUUCAUAUUGAAGUCGUGAACGACGUUCAGCCUGAGGUUCCAUAUUCAUCCCGUGUCGCUGCCGCCGCGCCGCCGCCGUCUUCUCACGCCGUCUACACCUGCGAUUCCCGUUCCAUCCAGUACACCUCAGCUUACUUCGAGCACAUAUUGCCGGAAUCUCCGCCAUUGAAUAGAUACCCCACUGACUUUCGAAAUCGCUGGUAAUA
Soboliphyme baturini is the source of this 518-nucleotide messenger RNA. The record is from the annotation of a GenBank genome assembly. Lineage: Eukaryota; Metazoa; Nematoda; Enoplea; Dioctophymatida; Soboliphymatidae.